This is a messenger RNA of Diospyros lotus (date-plum), 1789 nucleotides long. Its product is annotated as probable monogalactosyldiacylglycerol synthase, chloroplastic. The coding region runs from base 186 to 1721 and encodes 511 amino acids. Gene Ontology annotation, biological process: glycolipid biosynthetic process. The record is from RefSeq and is a predicted model, not a curated record. Gene Ontology annotation, molecular function: hexosyltransferase activity. The transcript is spliced from 8 exons. NCBI's taxonomy places the organism in Eukaryota, Viridiplantae, Streptophyta, Magnoliopsida, Ericales, Ebenaceae.
CUACGAGUCAAAGGAGCAUUCAUUCUCUUCGCUAAAUCCUCUCUGUGGCUCCAAGUCCCUCUCUCUCUCCUCUCGUUUCCUGUUCCUUUGCAACAGAGAAGGAGACCCAUCUCUGCUUACAGUCGAACCCCUCAAUGGAUUUCGACUGACUGGAUUCAAUCUCGCCUCUCCGUCACUUGUCAGCCAUGUAUUCGACUGUUAGUACUCAAGAACACGGCGAUAUCUUCGGUUUAGCAUCCAAAUUGAGCAACUUCGCAUUUGAUUAUAAGCUCGACAUCCUCAACUCAAAUGGGUACUCUUCGUUGUUGUCUAAUUACUUGUACUUUGAUGGGAAGUUCAAGACCGUGGCUUCGUUGGGUUUGAGUAGUCGACGCGCUUCUACAAUCCGGAAGCUGUUCAAUGAGUUCAAUAGGGCUAUUAGGUUUCACAGCGAGAGAAUCCCACUUGGUUUUGCCUCUAUUAGGAUUGGCUCGGGCAAUGAUAACGGCUGCGAUGUUUUGGAAGAAGAAGGGCUGCAAUUGAACGGCGUUGAAUCGGAGAGUCCCAAGAAGGUUCUUAUUCUGAUGAGCGACACCGGCGGCGGCCACCGGGCUUCUGCAGAAGCCAUUAAAGCCGCAUUCAGUGAAGAAUUUGGUGAUGAAUAUCAGGUGUUUGUGACUGAUUUAUGGACAGAUCAUACGCCUUGGCCGUUCAACCAAUUGCCCAGGAGUUACAGCUUCUUGGUGAAACAUGGCCCUUUGUGGAAGAUGACAUAUUAUGCCUCUGCUCCGCGGGUGGUGCACCAAUCCAAUUUCGCUGCGACAUCAACAUUUAUCGCACGCGAGGUUGCCAAAGGUUUGAUGAAGUACCGGCCAGAUAUAAUUAUCAGUGUACAUCCUUUGAUGCAGCAUGUUCCACUUCGUAUCUUGCGGGCAAGGGGCCUUUUGAAGAAGAUUGUAUUCACCACUGUGGUUACAGAUUUAAGCACUUGCCAUCCAACCUGGUUUCAUAAGCUUGUGACAAGAUGCUAUUGCCCCACGGAAGAGGUAGCAAAAAGGGCACUCAAAGCUAGACUUCAGCCUUCACAAAUAAAGGUUUAUGGCCUCCCUGUGCGACCAUCCUUUGUGAAGCCCAUUCGCCCAAAGGAUGAAUUAAGGAGAGAACUUGGGAUGGAUGAGGAUCUUCCUGCUGUGCUGUUGAUGGGUGGUGGUGAAGGGAUGGGUCCCAUUGAGGCUACAGCACGGGCACUUGGAAACACAUUGUAUGAUGAAAAUGCUGGGGGGGCAAUAGGACAGGUCCUCGUAAUAUGUGGCCGCAACAAAAAGCUUGCAAACAGAUUGCUUUCUAUUGAUUGGAAAAUUCCUCUACAGGUGAAGGGGUUUAUCAAUAAAAUGGAGGAAUGCAUGGGAGCUUGUGAUUGCAUUAUUACAAAGGCUGGUCCAGGAACUAUUGCUGAAGCUAUGAUUAGAGGGCUCCCAAUAAUUCUCAAUGAUUACAUUGCCGGGCAGGAAGCAGGGAACGUUCCAUACGUGGUGGAAAAUGGAUUUGGCAAAUUCUCCAAGUCGCCAAAGGAGAUAGCCAGCAUCGUUGCUCAGUGGUUUGGUCCAAGAGCAGACGAACUCAAGGCCAUGUCGCAAAACGCUUUGAGGCUGGCAAGGCCGGAUGCAGUUUUUAAGAUUGUUCGUGAUCUUCAUGAACUGGUGAGACAGAAAAGCUUUGUACCCCAAUACUGUUCGUCUUGAACCAAACGCUUCACGUCAUUUUUGGCUCAAAGUUCUUCAAUAUAAUGCACUUUUGGAUACUUGGACAA